Brenthis ino (lesser marbled fritillary) is the source of this 564-nucleotide messenger RNA. The record is from the annotation of a GenBank genome assembly. NCBI's taxonomy places the organism in Eukaryota, Metazoa, Arthropoda, Insecta, Lepidoptera, Nymphalidae.
AUGGUAUUUCUUUUGAACAUAAUACUACUUGUAAGCCUUUUAUCGAUGUCUUACGCACAAAUUAACCACAAUGAAGAGUCUAAUGGUGUUAAAUAUUUCAGACAUAAUCAAAAUAUAGGUUUUUAUUCUUUUGAACCAAGAAAAAUAUUGUUUCCAAUUACAGGUUUACCAAAAUUUAGGAAAAUUAUAUAUUCUUCAGCACACCUAAGACUAGGGAAUUAUGCAAACGAGUACGCUACAAACUCAAAUGAUGGAUAUCGUUCAAAUUCAUUUAUGGAAAGUAACUUUGGGACACCUAGAUCUGAAGACACAUCGUCAACUAAAAACAUAAAUAAAGAUAGCGUUACUCCUGCUUCUCAUGCUAAAACUACAGUCGAUGCAGUUCAGGAUAAUCAAACUUCAGUGAGCUCUCAAGAUAACUCGGAAGGUGCAAAAAUUACUGAAGAAGUAACUGAAAUAAGUGAAGAUUUUACUACACCAACUGUAGAAACUACUACCGUUGAGGAUUAUGAUGAACUCCAACGAAUGGCUGUUCCACCUCAAGUGGUAGCAUCACUUCUGGGU